Platichthys flesus (European flounder) is the source of this 2368-nucleotide messenger RNA. RefSeq names its product tyrosine-protein kinase ZAP-70. Gene Ontology annotation, cellular component: cytoplasm; extrinsic component of cytoplasmic side of plasma membrane. NCBI's taxonomy places the organism in Eukaryota, Metazoa, Chordata, Actinopteri, Pleuronectiformes, Pleuronectidae. The transcript has 13 exons. Gene Ontology annotation, molecular function: signaling receptor binding; non-membrane spanning protein tyrosine kinase activity; ATP binding. The record is from RefSeq and is a predicted model, not a curated record. Gene Ontology annotation, biological process: innate immune response; protein phosphorylation; cell surface receptor protein tyrosine kinase signaling pathway. Bases 169 to 1980 code for a protein of 603 amino acids.
CUCAUUUAGAAUCUCAUCCCGACGCAUGGGACCUUGCAGCUCGUCUGUGUAGAAGACAAACAUCGUCCUCUAGUUUGUCCCGGUGUAAAACGUAGAAGCAAAGAGGAGGAGUUGCUCUCCACCAUCUCCAUCCAGGACACUGAGCUGGAGUCCAGCUGAAGUCUCACCAUGUCCACCGACCCUGCGGCCGAGCUGCCCUUCUUCUACGGCAGCAUCAGCCGCUCGGAUGCCGAGCAGCACCUGAAGCUGGCCGGGAUGGUCGACGGCCUCUUCCUGCUCCGGCAGUGUCUCCGCAGCCUGGGAGGCUACGUCCUGUCUGUUGCGUGUAACUUAGAGUUUAACCACUACUCCAUAGAGAAGCAGCUGAACGGGACGUACUCCAUCCCGGGAGGGAAGCCUCACUGUGGGCCCGCAGAGCUCUGUGAGUUCUACAGCAAGGACGCCGACGGGCUGGUGUGCACCCUGAAGAAACCCUGUCUGCGCUCUCCAGACACGCCGAUACAGCCCGGCGUGUUCGACAGCCUGAGAGAAAACAUGCUGAGGGAGUACGUGAAACAGGCCUGGAACCUGGAGGGAGAAGCCAUGGAACAGGCCAUCAUCAGCCAAGCUCCUCAGCUGGAGAAGCUGAUCGCCACCACGGCCCACGAGAGGAUGCCUUGGUAUCAUGGUAAAAUAGCCCGGCAGGAAGGAGAGAGGCGGCUCUACUCUGGAGCCCAACCGGAUGGAAAGUUUCUAGUGCGAGACAGAGACAAGGCGGGGACCUUUGCUCUCUCAAUGAUCUAUGGCAAAACAGUUUACCACUAUCAGAUUCUUCAAGAAAAGUCUGGUAAAUUCUGCAUGCCAGAGGGGACAAAGUUUGACACAAUCUGGCAGCUGGUGGAGUACCUGAAGAUGAAGCCUGACGGCCUGGUGACGGUUCUCGGAGAGUCGUGCAUGAAUGGCAAAGCCGGAAAGAUGCCAAGUCUUCCUGCAACGAGACGUGUAAAUGGAUACACACCGCCACCUCGAGCUGUUUCAGCGUGCUCCGACCCAGUGGCCGAGCGGGAUGCUCUGCCCAUGGACUGCGCCGGGUUCAACCCGUACCACAACCCCAACGAGGUGAAGAGGUUCAACAUCCAGAGGAGUCAGCUGCUGAUAGACGAGGUGGAGCUCGGCUGUGGGAACUUUGGCAGCGUCAAGAAGGGAGUUCUCAAGACUGAUGCAGGUCAGAUAGACGUGGCCAUCAAAGUGCUGAAGAAUGAAAAUGAGAAGAUGGUGAAGGAGGAGAUGAUGAGGGAAGCAGAGAUCAUGCACCAGCUGAACAACCCCUUCAUCGUCCGGAUGCUCGGCCUCUGCAACGCCGAGAGCCUCAUGCUGGUCAUGGAGAUGGCAGCUGCUGGACCCCUGCACAAAUUCCUCAGCACCAACAAGGAUAACGUCACUGCAGAGAACAUUGUGGACCUGAUGCACCAGGUGUCGAUGGGGAUGAAGUAUCUGGAGGAGAAGAACUUUGUGCACAGAGACCUGGCAGCUCGUAACGUCCUGCUGGUCUCAAAACAGUUUGCCAAAAUCAGUGAUUUUGGACUGUCCAAGGCCCUGGGAGCAGAUGACAACUACUACAAGGCUCGCACUGCAGGUAAAUGGCCUCUGAAGUGGUACGCUCCAGAGUGCAUCAACUUCCACAAGUUCUCCAGUAAGAGUGACGUGUGGAGUUUUGGUAUCACCAUGUGGGAGGCCUUCUCCUACGGAGGGAAGCCUUACAGGAAAAUGAAAGGACCGGACGUGACACGCUUCAUUGAAGCUGGAAACCGGAUGGAGUGUCCACCGGCGUGUUCGGAGCGGAUGUAUGCGGUGAUGAACGAGUGCUGGACCUACAAGCAUGAGGACCGUCCGGACUUCAAGAAGGUUGAGGAGACCAUGAGGUCGUACCAUUACUCCAUAUCCAACAAGGCCAAGCCUGAGGGAGCCGCGGCCGCGGCCGCUGCCGAGCCUGUCAAGUAGACAAGAAACAAGCCACAUUCUGUUCCAGUGCUGCACAAAGCCUCCUUUCAGAUGGCCAUUAAACAACCAAGACAAAGGGCUUUUUAUGAACGGGCCACUCUGACCAGCGUCAGCUACAGUAACCCACACAGCCAAACAGGCCUCAGUGACAAUAAAUGUGCAUUUGUAAAUUAAACCUCAGUGUGUUGGCCACGUGAGGAGGGUCUCUGUCUGUUAGUAGCGGUUUGAAUGUUAAGUGUUGACGUCAUUGCGUUAUACAAACUCAUUUUAUAUUCUGAUAUUUUUGAGUGUAAUGAGUUGUUUUUAUCCAUUGUAGCCUGCCGCCACCUAAGAGAGAUUCGUUGUUUGUUUUUUCAAUGCCAAAUAAAAAGAAACUUUAAUGCUGCGA